Messenger RNA from Rhincodon typus (whale shark), 1049 nucleotides. It is a transcript of the gene homer1b, whose product is annotated as homer scaffold protein 1b. Gene Ontology annotation, cellular component: postsynaptic density; plasma membrane; cytoplasm. Gene Ontology annotation, molecular function: G protein-coupled glutamate receptor binding. The record is from RefSeq and is a predicted model, not a curated record. Gene Ontology annotation, biological process: regulation of store-operated calcium entry; G protein-coupled glutamate receptor signaling pathway. Bases 516 to 1049 code for a protein of 177 amino acids. The transcript has 5 exons. Lineage: Eukaryota; Metazoa; Chordata; Chondrichthyes; Orectolobiformes; Rhincodontidae.
GAGGUGGUGGGGAAAGGAGCGAGGGGUGUGCGGGGGUUUUGGUUAUGGCCGGGCAGAAGUGGUGGAGUCUGCGGGAGUGAGUGGAGGAGCGCCGCUGCUGACAAAGGGAAUGGAAGGUGGCGGUUGGAGCGCCGCGUAAUUGGAAUCUUGACCCGGCAGCUGCAGCCGCCUCGCUCACUUUGAUUUUGGGGCCGCGGCUGGCGACCUCCCCCCGUCUCCCCCUGCUUCACCUCCAAGGCAUCCGGACCGAAAAGGCGGGUAGAGGGGGGGAGGAAGAGUCCCUUGGAGCACCCACGGGGUUUACCCGUGAGUUGCCGCUGUCGCUGCAUUCAUCUCCCCACCUCUCUGUCCCUGUGUGCUCGGGGAUGAAAUGAUCUGCUCCGGCGUCUCUCUGAACCGGGCUGAGAGAGCCUGAGUCUCGGUACCAUCUCCCAUCAUUAACGCCGUAAAGCGAGAAGCGUCCCCCCGCAGGCCGGAGAAUCGGCGUGUAUUCAGCAGGAGGAUAGAGGGAAAAAAUGGGGGAACAGCCCAUCUUCAGCACACGAGCCCAUGUCUUCCAGAUUGAUCCUACCACAAAGAAGAACUGGGUUCCCACCAGCAAACAUGCGGUAACUGUGUCCUACUUCUAUGAUAAUACACGCAACGUGUACAGGAUAAUCAGCCUUGAUGGGUCAAAGGCAAUAAUCAAUAGCACAAUCACUCCAAAUAUGACAUUCACAAAAACAUCUCAAAAGUUUGGUCAGUGGCCAGACAGUCGUGCAAACACUGUCUAUGGUCUUGGCUUUUCCUCAGAGCAUCAUCUAACUAAAUUUGCAGAGAAGUUCCAAGAAUUUAAAGAUGCAGCACGGAUAGCAAAAGAGAAAAUGCAGGAAAAAAUGGAAUUAACCAGUACGCCUUCACAGGAAUCUGCAGGAGGUGACUUGCAGUCACCUCUGACACCUGAGAGUAUCAAUGGGACAGAUGAUGAAAGGUCUAUUCAAGAUGUCACCCAAGAUUCUGAUGCGCGAGCUGAAAUUAACCAGAGUUCUCUGCCUUUCACUCACAGGUAA